Panicum virgatum (switchgrass) is the source of this 1453-nucleotide messenger RNA. RefSeq names its product 2,4-dichlorophenol 6-monooxygenase-like. The record is from RefSeq and is a predicted model, not a curated record. Gene Ontology annotation, molecular function: FAD binding. The transcript has 4 exons. The coding region runs from base 350 to 826 and encodes 158 amino acids. NCBI's taxonomy places the organism in Eukaryota, Viridiplantae, Streptophyta, Magnoliopsida, Poales, Poaceae.
GAGUCAGGAAAAUGUUGUGCCGAGUGAAAUUGAAGCUAUCAGAAAAGUCAAGCUGUAUCAGGAAAAAUCCCAUCCAAAAAAAGAAAAAAACUGUUGAUGUUAGCUCCUUGUUAAGUACAAGUGUCAUUUGCGAUCAGAGCAAAGGACAUCUUUUGAAGUUUGUCACGGGUGCCUGACGAGCCACACUACUGUGCAGUCGUGUCACCUUCUAAACCCAUAUAAUUCCCUACCCAAUUCCCUUCCAUAAACCCCUCUUGCAAUUGCAAGGGGUUGCAAGUAGCCAAGUAGCCUAUUCCCCUAGAGAAAUUUCAUCCCACGCCGACGCCGAAGGCCCUAACCGACCGCAUCGAUGCCGUCAAUCGCCGGCGGCGGGCCCGGGCGCCUCUUUGCAGCGCACCGGGGCGCGAUCUGGUGGCUCCGCCGCCGCCAGCACCCACCUUUCUCCUCCCUCGCCGGCGGGGGACGCCGAGGCGACGCGCCGCAUCUGCCGGUGCUCAUCGUCGGAGCUGGGCCCGUCGGGCUCGUCCUCUCCUUCCUCACCAAAUUCGGGAUCAAAUGCGCGGUGAUAGAGAAGAAUGUGGAGUUCACUCGGCACCCCCGAGCGCAUUUCAUCAACAACCGCACAAUGGAGAUCUUCCGCAAGUUGGAUGGCUUGGCUGGGGACAUCGAGCGGUCCCAGCCCCCAGUGGAUUUGUGGAGGAAGUUCGUCUACUGUACUUCACUCUCCGGUUCUGUUCUCGGAUCGGUUGAUCACAUGAAGCCCGAAGGCCAGUUCAGUUCUUCUGAUGUCGAGCAAUGUCUUGCACCUCCCUGCAUAGUUGUCUGACGACUACUUUUGGCAGAUUUUGACAAGGUCAUUAGUCCUAUAUCGGUUGCACACUUCUCACAGUAAUACUGUAUAUAACAAGACCCUGAAGCGCUGAUCUUACUCUAAAUUUCACUACACUGUACGGAGUAGCACAUGUCCAUAAAUCUGAAGCAACACUGGUAGUGGACUAGUAGUGUAGGUCCCUAACUCCCUAUGGAUGAGUUGGGAGCAGCCAGAAUGCUUUUGUCCGCCUUCGGAGCAUCAUCGAGUUUACGCAGUUGAUGGCUCGGCCGGCUGCUGCCAGUGGCGCAAGAGAGGUAGGCACUUUGCCCAUUACCAUGCACUUGCAGGAACCAGGGGAAGUGGAUUGCCGGAACCAGAAAAUUCUUUCAAGCAAAGGAAAAUGUGUGCUCCAUUACAAGUUGCAAAACUGCAAUGGCAAGUUCGGCAUCUUUUCUACUUAAAUGAUCCUCUGAUUGUUUGUGCGGGAAUCUCAAUGUGUCACAAAACUAUAUGAUGAUAACGUCCACACAAUUCUUUAAAAAAAAGGUUCACAUAAUGUUUUUCAUAUUCUGUUGUACUUGUUUGCAUAUUUAGUUGGCAUUGAACAUCAAUAUAUUAUUAUUUUGCUUUUACGAGUCUAAA